This is a messenger RNA of Lagopus muta (rock ptarmigan), 2422 nucleotides long. RefSeq names its product poly(rC) binding protein 3 (gene PCBP3). NCBI's taxonomy places the organism in Eukaryota, Metazoa, Chordata, Aves, Galliformes, Phasianidae. The record is from RefSeq and is a predicted model, not a curated record. Gene Ontology annotation, cellular component: nucleus; cytoplasm. The transcript has 17 exons. Gene Ontology annotation, biological process: regulation of RNA metabolic process; regulation of gene expression. The coding region runs from base 532 to 1572 and encodes 346 amino acids. Gene Ontology annotation, molecular function: mRNA binding.
CGCUCUGCCCCUCUCCUUCCUCCCCGACCCCCUGCCCCUGCCCCAUCCUUCCGCGCCUUUGCAGAGCCCUUCCGUCCGUCCGCCCAUCAGAGGCAGUGGUGACCAGCAAAACAAACACCUGCCAAGGACCCCCUGCUCGAGGCUGUUUGAUUCCUGGUGCCAGGAGGAUGCUCCAGUGGGUGCCCAGAGUGCCCAGGUGUCACACUCUCUUCCAGGUCUCCCCCUGCUGCCUGUGCUGCUGACCCCAGCCCUCUGCCCCUGGCCCCCAAAGCUCUGCAGGCUCCUGUUCUGCGCUCAGCAUGCUCCUUCCUGGUGGACCCCGGCCCUCUGAGGAAUCGCUCUGGAGCUCGAGGCCAGCCUACAGGGAGAGCAUUUUUCAUCCUUUCCAAACGUGAAAAGAGUGGCCAUCUGCACAGACCCCGUCACGCGAAAUCGGCACGAAAGCGGCUCUUUGGGGAAGGUGAUACAGCUGUGCCACUGCCUCCUCUCGUGCUGGGGAUCCUCCCACUGGUCUCCCAUCCCUGGUAGGAAAUGGAGUCAAAGGUCUCCGAAGGCGGCCUGAACGUCACCCUCACCAUCCGGCUGCUGAUGCAUGGCAAGGAAGUCGGAAGCAUCAUUGGGAAGAAAGGAGAGACUGUGAAGAAGAUGCGUGAAGAGAGUGGGGCGAGAAUCAACAUCUCAGAGGGAAACUGCCCUGAGCGGAUUGUGACCAUCACUGGCCCCACCGAUGCCAUCUUCAAGGCUUUUGCCAUGAUUGCCUACAAAUUUGAGGAGGACAUAACCAACUCAAUGAGCAACAGCACUGCCACCAGUAAACCUCCAGUGACGCUGCGACUGGUUGUACCAGCUAGCCAGUGUGGCUCUCUGAUUGGCAAGGGAGGCUCCAAGAUCAAGGAAAUCAGGGAGUCCACAGGUGCUCAGGUUCAAGUGGCAGGGGACAUGCUGCCCAACUCCACGGAGCGGGCGGUGACAAUCUCGGGGACACCCGACGCAAUUAUCCAGUGUGUCAAACAGAUCUGUGUGGUGAUGCUGGAGGUACAGUCUGUAACAAAGGGGUCCCCACCAAAAGGUGCCACCAUUCCCUACCGCCCAAAGCCCGCCUCCACCCCUGUCAUUUUUGCAGGUGGUCAGGCCUACACAAUUCAGGGACAAUACGCCAUUCCACACCCGGAUCAGUUGACCAAGCUCCACCAGUUGGCUAUGCAGCAAACCCCCUUUACUCCCCUUGGACAGACCACCCCCGCUUUCCCUGGAGAAAAGCUGCCCUUACAUUCCUCCGAAGAAGCUCAAAAUCUGAUGGGCCAAUCAUCAGGUCUGGAUGCCAGUCCCCCGGCCAGUACUCAUGAACUCACCAUUCCCAAUGAUCUAAUAGGCUGCAUAAUCGGACGCCAAGGGACCAAAAUCAAUGAAAUUCGGCAGAUGUCUGGAGCACAGAUCAAAAUCGCCAACGCUACGGAAGGGUCAUCGGAGCGCCAAAUCACCAUCACAGGAACCCCCGCCAACAUCAGCCUCGCUCAGUACCUCAUCAACGCCAGGCUGACGUCUGAGGUCACUGGAAUGGGCGCACUCUAAUUUCCACCCACCAUCCUCCACUCCGCACCACCCGACCCUCUCCAGCCAAGGGCACUCCACCCAGCCUGUACAACCUAUACAUUUACCGUCUUCCCCUUACCUCCACAGAUACUCUUUUCUUUACUAACAGAUAUAUAUAUAUAUAAAUACACACGCAUAAGCACCCACUGGAACGUUUCUUUAUGACCUCCUUACUGUGCUCCUGAGAUCGCUCCUGAACUCUUUGGUUAUGGUCCUUGUUUUCAGCGUAUGGUGUAAUUACUUCAUCUUCUUUCCAGGGGGGUCAGGGAGAGGGGGUUUCACUGGUGUGACUCAAGAAGACGCCGGGUCUCCAGUGUCAGUCUAGUGUAGCUACUGAAAUGUUUGCGUUGACGUUGGCUGUUGUUGCUGUAGCCUAUGGCCCCGUGACACCAUCCAGAGCUGUGCUCGCUGCCCUCCCCUGGUCUCCCCAGUGCUCCCCCUGCAUUUGCUUCACCCCCUGACCUCCCCUUGCUGCCUCAUGCCCCUUCCCCAAGGAUAAGGUGUAGUUUUUCACCCCUGUGUUGUUUUGGAAGCAGAAUGUGUGGGAGCCAAGCCUACGUGCAUGCAUGGGUUCACGCACAGAUGUCUCUCUUUGCAACAUGGCAGGGUCCAGACAAGCCAUUUUUAAUACUCGAGGAAGGGAAUCUCACUCUCUCUCACACACAAACACACAUACACAAAAUUCCCUUUUUGUAACGAGCAACUGGAUGCAGGAAGAAUUCAGCUGUACAGGAUUCACACCCCCAGGGGCAAAUGAAAGCACUCUUUGACAAUCCCCACAAGCAACCUUUGGACAAUAGCUCAGGAAGAUCUGUGAGCCAGCCGUGUU